This is a messenger RNA of Seminavis robusta, 2996 nucleotides long. NCBI's taxonomy places the organism in Eukaryota, Bacillariophyta, Bacillariophyceae, Naviculales, Naviculaceae. The record is from the annotation of a GenBank genome assembly.
CGUUCCUGCAAAACGAUAUUUGCCGUUUCCGGCAAAGAUCCAAAAGAUAUUCGGUCAACUGACACGAGGCAAUUAUUGGGUUUUCAAGCAAUGCUUGCAUCAAAACCAAUUGACAACCAUGGCAACAGAGAGGUCCGAAAGUACAGCAGCAACGCCGAGGACCCUCAUCAGUCAGCUGCAACAAUGGGAAGAUUUUUAUACCAAAGCCAGUCAUCUGAUCUGCAAUGCCUCCAACGGCGGUAAUCAGGGGAAGGAUCAUUCCAAGAAAACUACCAAGACAAAUGUUGCCAAGAAAUUGCGGGGGAAACGGCGGCGACAGAAAAACAAUGCUGCUCCAAUGGACCCACAAGCCGUGCUGUCACAAUUCCAAUCCAUCCUCUUUUCUCUGAGAAAAUUGCUGUCAUCGCUAGAUCAGUCUACCAAGGAACAUGCCUGUAAAAAUGGAGCCAUUUCCAUCAUUGUCAAGAUGGCCAAUUUUGUUUUGCAACAAGAUGCCUCCCUGCCAAACAGCAACCAGCAAAAAUUCCUCUCCUUAGUCUGCAAAUCCCUUCAGACUUGCGUCUUUCAGAAUCCUGCAGGUAGAGCCGUCUGUCGAAGGGAAGGGGUAUUUCGGUUGCUACACAGAAUAGCAGUCUCAGUCUCUGCAAAAACUCCAGCAGAAGCAUCAACAAUGGCACUGGAAUUACUGGAGGAUGCAUUCACCUCUUUGGCAGCCAUUUGCUUGGGAGAUGACCUGAAUGCUGUCUUGGCUGCACUGCAAUUGGGUGAGGUUGUUCAAGACCACCUGAACCAAAAAGUCGCCAAUGACAACAGCAAUAGCAGCUCUCUAGAUCAAACCUUACGAUACCUACAAAAACUCUUUCAAGUCAUUCGCAAAGAACAGUCACAGCUGCUGGAACACUACCAAGCCCAACAAGUACUGGAAACAAUCCUGGAGGCAGAACAGGACUUGCACAGUGGAAAUCUUCGGCUUCGGAACCGACAGUGGACACAAGCGGAGACGGCCUUUCACCGUGCUUUGCAGUCUUCUUAUCGAUUCGAGGAGCAUACCACGCUGUUGGAUGAAUUGUUGGUCCGGUUAUUGGAUGGACGUUCUGAUGCGAGACUGCAUCUGGAAGAUUUGGACGGUGUUUUGCAAGAUGUAAAACACCAAGAGAGACUGUUGCAUCGACUGCUGGCAACAUCCACAAGUACGACGACAUCCGCGGCUUCCACAAGUAGGACCAACAAACUGGUCCGAGAAUGGCGCAUGGCGGCUUUGACGCGCCAAUCGGAUGCCUUGAAAGGACUGGCACGCUUUGGAGAAGCACAAGAAGCGCUAGAGUGUGUCAUUCGUGUCAUGGAGCAACAAGCCAAACUGGGAGUUCAGUCACCGACCGUGGGGGAAAAGGUUGCAAAUCUGCACAAAAAAUGGAAUCAGUUGCAGUUGGCGAAAUCCAAGGCUGUUGCUAUUACGACCAGGCAAGGGGAGAAUCGUCGUUUGCGCUCUAAUGGUGAAAAUGACAGCACGACACUGGUAGUAACAGUGACAGCUCAGUCUAUUACAACAGCCAACACUAGCGAGGCGGCUGAAGAUAAAGACGAUGGCAAGGAGAGCCAUGACGAAAGCGGCCGUCAAUCGGAGACGGAGAAUGACGACGAGGGACGAAGCCACAGCUCGGAACGGACGGGGGAAACUGAGGAGGAUGAAUGCAUCGACACAACGACAACAAGCACUUCUGCAUCGCAACCCAAGGCCAAGCCAGGAACGUAUGUCCAGUGCCUGUAUGGUACUGGUACGGUACAAGAAGUCCGCAAGUGUGGGACUACCAAAAUUCAGUUGCUCUCAUGGUCACCGGGGAGACAAGCGCCGACCGCAUAUCUCAUGCCUGGCUACUACACGGUGUUGAAUGGAGGUGUCGAUGUUGCAUCGGAGUGAGAGGACGGGGGGACUACUCCGCAAGCAGUACGUGUAUUCAUUCCAACAGCAAACGAGCAGGGACGGGACGAUGUAUGUAGCAACUCUAUUGUUUGUGAUUAAAAAAAACACUGCCUUCGCAACAACAGUGAUUUACGCUUUACAUAGAAGCCCAGAGCAGUCUUCACGUUGAUUGAACAGCUCAAACAAGCGGAAACCCUCCAAUCUGAGUGUAUAAUCCAGCUGGGCCCACAUUCUCUCCUUUGGCAAACCAUUCAAUCUUUUGAAUUCUGCCGUCGUGAAAAGUAAUGUGCAUAUCUUCAGGGUCAUUCACAACUCGAGUGUUGCUAGCUUCAAUGGGAGGGAAUGGACCAACACCAUAAGGGGCCCCUGAAUGAGUACCACUGGCAAUAGCAUGAUGGAUUUUUAGGACACCGUCCUUGCCCUGGCUGACUGACUUGUGCUUGAUUGAGAAGUCGGGGAAUGAGUCGGAGAGUUUCUUGGAUUCCUCUGCAAAGUCUUCCCAGGCCAUUUCAUGCACAAAGCUGCCAUCCAAAGCACGGAACACAAAAGCCGCAUCAUCAGUCAACAACAGUGUGGCACCUCUGAGGUCAUGAUUGUUUAUGCAAGCAAGGAAAUCCCCGAACGUGGCAAUCUGAGGAUUAGUAAUACCCGUACUAGUAGGGUCAAAAACAAUGGGCUCGUCUGACGAGCCAACACUAGAUUCUUCUACACAGGUAUUACAUAUUCUUUUUCCAUCUGCUUCGGAUGCCAUGUCCCUCUUCUUGGGGGGCAGGGACAACAUUUUGUCCUUAGCUCCCUUCACUUGUUUUGCAAUGGCCUUUGAAAUCUUCAUGUUGCUGGUGAAUGUUGCUUUCUCUGGAUUUUGUGGGGACAGGUGAAAUUGUGAUGGAUUUGCCCUUUCCACCAAAGUCGCCACAGAAACCACCCUCGCUGGAGAUGAUAACCUGCAAACUUGCUGUACAGUACCGGUCAUUUAGAUAACUUCUAGCUAGCCAGUAGUAAAAAGGUGGCUGUGCCAGGAAGACAUCAUUAGAAUGGCAGUUAAGGUAAAUAUAGAUCUACAGAUAUUCAUGUA